This is a messenger RNA of Cannabis sativa, 3035 nucleotides long. RefSeq names its product transcription repressor KAN1. The transcript has 6 exons. The coding region runs from base 1219 to 2712 and encodes 497 amino acids. Gene Ontology annotation, molecular function: transcription cis-regulatory region binding. Gene Ontology annotation, biological process: regulation of DNA-templated transcription; abaxial cell fate specification. The record is from RefSeq and is a predicted model, not a curated record. Gene Ontology annotation, cellular component: nucleus. Lineage: Eukaryota; Viridiplantae; Streptophyta; Magnoliopsida; Rosales; Cannabaceae.
GCACUUGGAGAUAGAGUGAUGAGCUUGGAGUUUGGAGAGGGGUCAUGUGGAGGAAAACAUAAUAAAACCCAGGAUGCCAGACAAAGUUGUUAAAGAUUAGAAGGGAAUAUUUGGGAGGAUGUAAGGGGAAUUAGAAGCUAAUAAUAAUAAUAUUGUGGAAUUAGGGUUUACGAUGUGUACAUAAGGAAGAAAACAAAAAACCCUUUGUGGCUUUUCUCUUUCAUCUGAUGAUCUCUUUCUUUCUCUUUGAGGUCAAUGGGUGGGUCUGCCCCCAUCAAACUAAAAUUCGUAUUAUAUAUAAUAUAAAAUCAGUAUAUUUUAUUAAAAUUCAACAUCUCGUGAGAUUUUGAGAAAAAAAAAAAUGAUGAAAGAAAAAAAAAAAGAAUUUUACUAGUACGCUCCAAUAUACGUAGCCUGGCCCUGCCACCAUAUAUAAGCAUAAAUUUAUAUAAGAAUAGUAAAGCCAGUUAUUUUAAUAAAAUAAAUAAAUAAAAAGUAUUAAAGGAGAGAGAGAGUAUGAAGCGAAGAGAGUGGGGGAAAAGGAAUCACACAUGAGGGUGUCUUUCUCGGUCUAACAAUUUUUAUCCCGUCGUCUCCGGGGAAGGCAAAAUCCAAAGUGACUAUAUUUUUUGGGGUUUGACUCUUUUACAAAUUCUUUAGACCUUGUGCUCUUCUUCACUCCCACUACUUCUUCUUCUUCUUCUAGUGUCAUUUUCCGAGAUAUACUCUCGAGGAGGAACACUAUACCCAAAUCCCCUACUUCAUCUAUCUUUCUCUCUCUCUUUCUAUUUCAUUACUUUUUGUUAUUUUCCCUAGUUCUUUGCCUUAACAAAUCCACACAUCUAUCCCUCUUUCAUUAUCCGUUCCAUAUGUCCAAAUACCUUUUUUUUUAUUCUCCUCUGUUUUUCUAAUCAACAUAAUUCUCUUCAUCCUCCAUUAUUAACUCAUCCCUAACUUUGAGCUAGCGAUAGCCAUCUUUCUAUUUCAUUAGAGGAAGAUAUAAAUAUAUAUAUAAAGCAAAAGAAAAAAAAGAGGAUCAACCAACAAAAAAAAAAAGAGAAAAGAAAAGAAAAAGACCGGUACCCACUCACUUAAUUCAUCAAUAUAUCUUCUUCUUUUCUUUCUUUACUUGUCUUCCUCAUCAAGUUGGAGUAAUUAAGAAAGAAAACAAACCUAGUGAAAAUAUUCGGAAAAUUAGUUAAGACGGCCGGGAAAAAUAUGCCCUUGGAGGGGAUUUUCAUUGAGGCAUCUUCUUCAACACCAACAGUACUUCCUGAUCUUUCUCUCAACAUAAGUCCCCCCAACACUACUAGUACUUGCUCUUCUUCCGCUGCUGCCGCAGCCCUUGAUGAUGCAAGGUUCGAUCUCGAUCUCUCAUGCCGAAGAAGGGAAGCAGAUAACAACAAUUUAACAGCUUGCAGUAGUAGUAGUACUACGACUACUACUAACACCUCCAAAGCACACACCGACCUCUCUUUAGGGAGAUUAAGCUUGAUCAGCAGUAGUGGUAGUAAUCUCAACGGAGCUGGGGACCAACCCCAAAACCCUUAUCAUCAUCACCAACAGCACCAUCCUCAAUAUGCUCACCAUCUUUAUAACCAUACAAUCAAUCGCGGUGGCGGUGGUGGUGGCCUUUCGCUUCUAGAUGUGUCGGCCGAUGCUUUUCGUCCUAUUAAGGGUAUCCCGGUCUAUCACAACCGCUCAUUUCCUUUCUUCUCUGCUGAUAACACAAGGGUUGUUGAUCAUGUUAAGGAUCCCAAGAUGUGCUUCUACCAAAUGGCACCAUCACUAUCAGGAGCGACAGCGACCCCUUAUUUUGGCAGUAGAGGAGGAGGAGGUGGUGGAGGGGUAGGGGGGUUGGAUCCAAUGUCGAUGCUGAGCUCACCAGGGCUUCCAAAUGGGUCUUCCAUGGCUGCAGUAGCUGCUUAUAGAGCUGCAAGGCUUAACGGUUUAGCUGCAGCUGCCGAGGCCUAUAAAUCAGCCAAUAACCAGCUGCACCACCACCAUCAUCAACUCCAUCAACAUCAUAAUCAUCUUCAUCACCACAACAAUCAGUACGGGCAGACGGAGAUUAGCUCUCAUGGGACGAUGAGAGCUAGAUUUUUGCCGAAACUGCCAACUAAGCGGAGUAUGAGGGCACCAAGAAUGCGCUGGACAAGCACCCUACAUGCCCGUUUCGUCCAUGCCGUUGAGCUUCUUGGCGGCCAUGAGAGAGCCACUCCAAAGUCGGUCCUAGAGCUGAUGGAUGUUAAAGAUCUAACCUUAGCUCAUGUUAAGAGCCAUUUACAGAUGUAUCGAACUGUUAAGACUACUGACAAGCCUGCAGCCUCAUCAGGGCAAUCAGAAGGGUCUGGAGAGGAUGAAAUGUCGCAGAUUGGAAUGAGCGGCUCAGAUAGUACUGGUGGUUUACGUACUCAAUAUGUGGACCAAAGAGGACCGCCCGAUCGGUCUAAUUUACAACCUGAUCAAAUGGACUACCAAACAAGUCUUUGGAGUAAUUCCUCCAGCGGAAGAGAGGUAUGGUCGUCUCAGAACAACUCUAGCGACAUAGAUGGGCUUCCACUACAGUCUUCAGUAAUAUCGCAACAAAUUCAGGAAUGCGAGUCAACUCGAGUGAAGAGCUAUGUAGGAAACAACAACAGUUUUGAAGGAAAAAUUCCUAGCUUGGAGUUCACCUUAGGCAGACCAGGCUGGCAAGGAGAAGAAAUAUGACAACUCGCUAUUUUUUUUUUUAUUCUCAUCUUCUUCUUCCUUUUUUCCCUAGAAUGUACCUUUCCAUAUAAAUAUAUAUAAAAUCGAUCUUCUACUCAAAUCAGAAAAAAAAAAAUGAUCUUCUACUUCUUCAACACAUUUUACAAUAUUCUAGAACUGCUUUUACAAUAUUCGUUGAUGAAAAUUAUAGGUCAUGAACGAAAGGGUGGAUAUUGAUAUUGGUGAAAUAGUCUUCGUUAUGUGUAUGUAUAUAUAUGAGCUAAAUUUGCAAGAAGUCAAGUGAGGGUAGUUAUUUAUGUAAUACAACUUAAUUUUUGAGGAUU